AUAAGACCAUCGUCUUUCUCAAUACAACGUCCUCUGUACACAUCAGGCGCCUGUAAAAGCAAUUUCCCUCCCGAGUCGACUCAGUUUCAACCGUUCUGAAUCGCCCCGGAUUCCGUUCGGGGCUCUGAUUUUGGGACUUAAUUUCAAUUUUCUGAUCUGGUGAAGCUUUAAGGUGCUACAAAACGAAAAAUUCUGCGACAUUAGUAGGAAAAGCAGGGGGCAAAUCACAAUGAAGGCGCUUAUUCUUGUCGGAGGGUUUGGGACACGUUUGAGGCCAUUGACUCUUAGUGUCCCUAAGCCACUUGUAGAAUUUGCUAACAAACCUAUGAUCCUGCAUCAGAUUGAGGCUCUAAAGGCAAUUGGAGUUACUGAAGUGGUACUGGCUAUUAACUACCAACCAGAGGUGAUGUUGAAUUUCUUGAAAGAAUUUGAAGCUAAGCUGGGGAUUACGAUUACAUGCUCGCAAGAGACUGAGCCACUUGGCACUGCUGGUCCUCUGGCUUUGGCUAGGGACAAAUUGGUUGAUGGUUCUGGUGAACCAUUUUUUGUUCUCAACAGUGAUGUCAUCAGUGAGUAUCCGCUCAAAGAAAUGAUAGAGUUCCACAAAGCCCAUGGAGGAGAGGCUUCUAUAAUGGUAACCAAGGUGGAUGAGCCAUCAAAAUAUGGUGUGGUGGUUAUGGAAGAAUCCACUGGGAGGGUUGAGAGAUUUGUAGAAAAACCAAAAAUAUUUGUUGGAAACAAAAUCAAUGCAGGAAUUUAUCUGUUAAACCCAUCUGUCCUUGAUCGAAUUGAACUGAGGCCCACCUCAAUUGAAAAAGAGGUCUUCCCAAAUAUUGCAGGAGAUAAAAAUCUCUUUGCAAUGGUCCUUCCAGGUUUUUGGAUGGACAUUGGACAGCCAAGAGAUUACAUUACAGGUCUGAGACUCUAUCUAGACUCUUUGCGGAAGCGGUCUUCAUCUAAGUUGGCCACUGGCCCCCAUAUUGUGGGAAAUGUUUUGGUGGAUGAGACUGCCAAGAUCGGAGAAGGUUGUUUAAUUGGACCUGAUGUUGCCAUAGGUCCAGGCUGUGUUGUUGAAUCAGGAGUUAGACUCUCUCGUUGCACUGUGAUGCGUGGAGUGCGCAUCAAGAAACAUGCUUGCAUAUCCAGCAGCAUCAUCGGGUGGCACUCCACUGUUGGCCAAUGGGCUCGCGUAGAAAACAUGACAAUUCUUGGAGAAGAUGUUCAUGUAUGCGAUGAAAUAUACAGCAAUGGGGGUGUUGUUUUGCCCCACAAGGAGAUCAAAUCAAGCAUUUUGAAGCCGGAGAUAGUUAUGUGAGGAAAUGGGGUUGAAAUUUGUAGAAUAUGUUUUAGUCAGGGAGAUUAAAAUACUUGUUUGGUUCUUUUGCUUCACCUUUUCAGUUCUGGAACGCAAGUGUAAAAGUCAGUCGGUUUUUUGAGGUUUGGAUGAAUUUUAGUCAAGUUGCUUGAGUGAGGACGUUUGUGAUGGAGCUCAUAAGUGUGAUCUUGGUUUUAUUUUUACCCAGCAAUGUACAUAUAAAUAAAUAUCCUAUUCAUGGGGCUUUCUGUAAUUUAUCAUAUGACAAAAAAUUCUUUGUUUCAUACUGCCAUUUUAAUAUGGAUUCUUGUAGGUCAUUUUGGAUUUUCCAAUUCUGUAAUAUGUUUCCCUUCAAGUGUCGGUGGCAUAAAUUAUGAAUUAUGUAUUUUGUUCUUAGCCA
Jatropha curcas is the source of this 1715-nucleotide messenger RNA. RefSeq names its product Glucose-1-phosphate adenylyltransferase family protein (gene CYT1). The record is from RefSeq and is a predicted model, not a curated record. Gene Ontology annotation, molecular function: GTP binding; mannose-1-phosphate guanylyltransferase (GTP) activity. Lineage: Eukaryota; Viridiplantae; Streptophyta; Magnoliopsida; Malpighiales; Euphorbiaceae. Gene Ontology annotation, biological process: GDP-mannose biosynthetic process.